GUUGUUCGGUAUAACUUUGAUUAAACAUUUAUUUAGUUUUCGUAAACUGUUAUAUCCUUUUUAUUCAUUGUUAUACCUGCAUGCAAAGUUUAUUGGUUUUCCAGCAUUUUUAAAAAGGUUUAAAAAAUAACUGUUCGGUGGAUAACGCUAUCCAGUUUGGCCCCUGUCCAAUAAUUUUGGAAUUGUAUAUGAUUCCAUGUUUUCAUCGGAAGCUGUGGGACUUCCUAAUAUAGGUUAGAAUUUGUUGAGUUCUGUUAUCGUUCAUUUCGUUCCAACACUAGUACUUUGUAGUUUGAACUACUGAUGAAACUGUUGAAAAACGAAAAAGAUGGUUUAAUAAUAUGCUUUGAAGUUGUUUUACAGCAUACAAAUAUAUAGAGAGAGAGUGUCUGAAAAGACAAAAGCGAAAUCUCACUUGCAGAUGAUGUAUAGCUAAUGCAUUAUAGCUAUAAUUGAGAUUUACCUUUUAGAUAUAGCAUAAAGUGUUAAGAGUGUAAAAUAUUUGCCGAUCGAAAACCACACUCUUCGAAUGCUGAUAAUCGAAUAACGCAUGCACACACGCCUUAUAAACCAUCCAGUUUACAUAUAAUUGUCAACGAUGUGAACUUGUGUUGCCUAUAUUGUUCACAGUUGUAAUCAACAGCGAACAAUAUCGUUUACACUCAAUUCAGUUUCAACAAUAUCGUUCAAUGACAAUGUUGUUGUCAAGUGUAUAUAUAUAGCUACAUAUAAUAGUAUAUAGUUGAUUGUAACCAGCAUAUAUUUUUCAUGCAAAAAAGUGCAUGAUAUACAAGGUUUCCAUGCUGGUAUAAACCAAGAGUUUUUAGCCCUGUACAUGCGCAUCAAGUUCGUAUACAAUAAACUCAGAUUAGCGUUUUGCAUUCAUAACCCUCAAUCCUAGAACGCUAAUCCUCGUGCAGAUCGAUGUAAUUUCUGGAAAUCGAUAUGGAAAGUCAAUCCGCUCAAGACAGCGGAUUAAAAUUUAACCUGUACAAUGCAGAAGUAGAGAAAAGGUCGAGCAAUAUACAAAGAGAUACACAUUGUUCAUUGAACAAAAUAACUCUAUACUUCCAGACCGGUAGCUGGUCUUAACCCCCGUAAUGACCUCAAUAUCCGACGUGUCAUGCCGUACAGUUUUUCCUGGAAGUGAUCUUAAAAAACUUCAGCCGGAAGAACUAGCAAGAGCACAUGCACUAAAUGGUAUAUUAAGCUACGUUUGUCUCGCAAAGCGAAAGAAUCAAACGAUUUCAAAGGGCAAUACCGUCUUGAAAAUAUUUGGUCUACAUCAAGAGAAGAUGUCUCGCUGCCUUAGUUACGGUCAACAUAUGCAAGAAUUUACGCGAGAAUACACUGGGAAAGAAAUACAAGAAACUAUAAUUUUAUCCUUGCUCAUGCAGUGAGGCUGAUACAGGUCGCGAAUUCGUGAAAGUUGGCGCAUUUGAAAAUUUGAGUAUAAUGAAUUUUUUCAAUGACAAUUAAUGGCGAUGUCAAUGAUUAUAAUUUGACGGCCUGACACAAAGAAACUGAUAAUAUAUAUAAGCUCUUAGUAUAACAUAUUUUUUACUUGCAUAUAGACGACCAUAAGGGAUGGCUGGGAAUAAUUCAGACAGUCGGUCAUCUGUUCCUGGUGAGCUGCAAAAUGGGGCUGAUAAUCAAGUUGCAAUAGGCGAUAGUAAUGGUGCAGAAAUAACAUCAGUUCCAGGUGAGCCUGGUUUUCAAGACAAAGAUGACGAUCAAGAUGAUAUAGACCUCAAAGCAAACUUGUUCCGCGUAGAAAGUGAUAUAUUUUGGAGCAUAAUUUGCGGAUUUCUCAACAACUUAUCAGAGAAAGAAAUUUCUGAUGCGAAAGAUCACUUUUGCAAUUGUGUGAACUCGAUUAUUAAGGCAUAUGAAGAGAAAGCCCAAGAAGCAAAAUUUUGGAAAGAUUUGUUGAAACGGAAAACUAAAGAAAAGAACAAAAAAAUAAAAGAACUCGAACAUUGUGUCUCUGAAUUAACCAAACAGUUAGAUUCAAAAGUAUGCGAAAAAUGUGGUAAAAAGGGAAUAUCUGAACAAUUUCGUUCGUUAUCAGUGAACGAGAAUACGAAGGGUAAAACAGAAAUUGAUGGACCACAGGUAGUAAAUAUGGACAAUAGAAGUAAGGGACCGCUUGAAAACGAGGAAGCCACUGGAGACAAAACGGACACUGGAAAGUCGAGAUCUCGAUCAACCCCCGACGUAAGGUGUCCUUACGCUUUUUGCGGGUUUGUUUCGCUUCUGUGUUUACUUCACGAGAAGGGGAUCUACUUCUGCGCCAUAAAAUUACUCCUAAAAUUAGGAGCAGAAACUGAUUGCGAGCCCCCAAGUUGUACGAAGAUCUUGAACAACCUCCACGAAUUGCGGUUCCUCAAGAGAGUAUAUAAAUGUCCUGAUGUCGACCAGGUUGGACGAGACGAAACCCUAAAGAUAGCUGCAAACGAAUUAAAACUAUCAGGACAAAAGGCAGGUUUAUUGUCGUAUUCGACAGAUGAUUUCAGUCAUUGCCUUACGGUAUACCUAACAGAAAAGGAAGGCGAGUUGGAAAUUCACGAUGCGGACGAAAACGUUUCUCACAUCACCGAUUUUGAAAACGUUAAUAUCCUCGAGUUGAUUGUUUUGAGAUGUGACAGAAAUGGUGAACCACUAAUUGUUAAAGAAUGGGGAGAUCAAUGUCAUAAGGAUAUAUGUGAAUACGAACUGAGACGACUGAAGUCAGACUACUCAACGCCCAAUGCUGUUAUGAAUGGGGACAAUAGAAAUGGGGCAUUUCGUGAAGAUAAUCCCGCAGAUGUUUUUGAGGAUGGCGAUGAUCAGAAUAGUGAAAAAAGCAUUUUGUGACGUGGUCUUAUUGAGCAAAAAUUACUUGAUUCAUUGUUAAUCCAGGUGAACUACCGAAUGAAGAUAAUCUAGAUAAUAGUUAAAUCCAGUUAACUCAGAAAUGCACGAGUCUGGUUUGCCAAUUCUGUCCUUAACUACAGUUAAAAGUUAACUAGUUUUUUAA
Messenger RNA from Dendronephthya gigantea, 3019 nucleotides. RefSeq lists its product as uncharacterized. The coding region runs from base 1588 to 2856 and encodes 422 amino acids. NCBI's taxonomy places the organism in Eukaryota, Metazoa, Cnidaria, Anthozoa, Malacalcyonacea, Nephtheidae. The transcript is spliced from 7 exons. The record is from RefSeq and is a predicted model, not a curated record.